AUGAGACAACUGCAACUACGUGUCUUUUUGUCUUUAUUACUAUCUCUUCUGGAGUUAGUAGCAGCAUUUACCCCCAAGGUAACGAAGUCAAAAAGUUCAAAUUCGUUUACUAUUGAGGUGUUCGAUGAUUCUACCACAUUACUGAGACUAGAGGACGCAAACGUUCUUAUUACUACUGACAAUGGUGCUACCUGGGAUACUGUAGAUAAAAUCGAUGGCAAGGCACUGUGGCUUGGCAUUGACGAAUUUCAUAGUCAUGAUAGGGCCAUUGUAACUGUUGAAAACAAUAAAUUUUACAUUACUGAAGACCAAGGCAAGUCUUGGCAGCUCAUAGAACUAGAUUUACCGGAAAAUGAAGAAGGACAAUGCUUCAUCUCCACUCAUCCUACAAAUAAGGACUACUUCGGUGUGCACUGUAGUUUAUGUGCUAAAGCUAAUGAAUCUGGAAAUAGAGACCAUCAAAAAGGAAAUACUCACGAAGAUGGGAAAAAGGGCCACGAUUCUGAGAACGACGAUAAAAACAAAGAGCAUCAAAAAGAAGACACACACGAAGAUGGGGAAAAGGACCAUUUCAGAAAGCGUUUCGAAGAUACAUCUCUUAAGCGUCGUGGAUUAAAUCAAUUCGCAGAAAUUGGUAAAAAUUUGAUUACUGAACUAGGUGACAUGUUUGAUGAUUUAUUUUCCUCUGACGAUGAAACCUUCACCUGUGAGGGAAUCUAUCUUGUAUCUUUCGAUCAUGGGAAAACUUUUACUGGUAUUGCUACUCAGGAUGAUUCCCAAUCUAAAAAAAGUCAAUAUACUGAGACAUCGUGUUCGUUUAUCAAAUCAGGUGAAGAUUUAAAAAUUCCAUCCAACGAUGAGUCUACGUUAUUCUGCAAAUAUCAGAAAACCUUUUUUAAUAAAAAGAAAGGAGAUUUAAUCGAAGAUAGCACUGAAUUAUUCACUGUAUCAAACAAAGGGAAAGUGGUUAAAAGUUUAGAAUUUUUCAAUGAUAAAACUGUAAACCAUUAUAAGAUAUUAGAAUCUAGUGUUGUGGUUGUAACACAAGACGAUAAAUUCAAUAGAAACUCUCCAAAAAAAGUUUGGGUUUCAAGGGAUUUUAUCAAUUUUAACCAAGCUUACAUUCCUACUCAAUUAAGGUACACUGUCUCUGGCCAAAUCUCCGAAGAUUCAUUGGGAAGAAUUAUCCUACCUAUAGUGAGGCGUGAAUCUGAUGAUGAGAGGUCAAAAGAACGAUUUUCUGAGAUUUUAAUUUCUGAUUCGACCGGUCUUAAAUUUGAAACUCUCAGAUGGGCACGUACAGGUGGAAGAACAUUUACACAUGUAUCUAAAUUGGAUUUUCUCAAGGGCACGAUGAUCUCCUCAUCUUUCGGUCCUACAAGCUUUGAAAGAGUGGGCGACAGUGAACAUGCCUUUUCUGAUAGGAUUACAAAGAUUACGGUAGACGCUGGUGCCAAUUGGCAAAACUUAAAAAUCGUAGACCCUGAAAAUAAGAGUUUUUUCUCUUGUGAUAUUGAUGACGUUGAAAACUGCUCUCUUCAAACGAGUCGUGUCUUUGACACACCAACUGCAGGUAUACUAGUGUCCAUAGGAACCGUUUCCGGCACAUCUGAAGUUGAUCCAAAUGAUCAACAAACCUUUAUAUCAAGAGACGGAGGUUUGACUUGGCAGCUGAUAUUCAAAUUUCCAACAUUAUGUGAGACUGGUGAUAUGGGUAAUGUCAUUAUUGCAGUUCCAUUCAAUCCAGACGAAGAUGGUGAUCCAGAAAGUGAAAUUUAUUAUUCUUUGGAUCACGGUCAUACUUGGGCGGAGUAUCAGUUACAGGAACCAAUUAUUCCAUUUGAAAUAGUGAGUACCACUCCCGAUGGUUCAGGUGUUAAAUUUAUUUUGAAUGGCUUUGACCUAGCAAAUAACAUGCUAACAAUGACCAAUUUCAUAUAUACCAUAGAUUUUACUGACGCCUUUGACAAGAAAACGUGCGGUAAGAAUGAUUAUGAAAGGUGGGAUUUAGCUGAGGGAAAAUGUGUCAACGGUAUGAAAUACAACUAUAUGAGGAGAAACAAGGACGCAAAAUGUUUGAUCAAUGCUGUUUUCGAAGAUUUGAAGCUAGAUGAAGAAGUUUGUGAGACUUGUACUGAAGACGACUAUGAAUGCGCUUUCGAGUUUUCGAGGAAUGACAAUGGCGAAUGUGUGCCUGAUGACAGAUUGAUGUCAAUUUCUGGUCUUUGUAAUAACAAACAAGGCCAAAAAAUUAAGCUAAAACCAAUGGUUUUGAGGACCAGAAAUAAAUGUAAGAAAGAACUUGAUAUCUCCCUCGUUGAAGUGAGCUGUGGGGAUAGAUCUGGUUCGGGAAAUGGUGAAAAUAAAAUUUUGGUCACUGAAAACACCUUUGAGGACAAUAUUAUCUUUUAUCAAUAUUUUGAUACGUCUUCCGAUGAGUCUUUAAUAUUGGGAACCUCAAGCUAUGACUUUUAUGUUUCACAUGAUGGUGGCGAAACAAAUGAAAAGAUUGAUACAAAUGGCGAACAAAUCAUUGAAAUUGUAUUCAAUCCAUUCUUUAGUGAAACUGCUUACUUUUUUGGUUCCAGGGGAACUCUCUUUGUUACACAUGAUAAAGGACAUAGCUUUUUUACUACAAAGUUACCUGAUGCCGUACAGCUAACCCUCCCACUAGAUUUUCAUGCCAAGGAUAAAAAUUCCUUUGUUUACUAUGGAGGAGAAGAUUGUGAAUCUAUUUUGAGCCCUCAGUGUCACGCUGUUGCAUAUAUAACAAGAGAUGGUGGCCGGUCGUUCAGUAAGUUACUGGAUAAUAGUGUUCACUGUGAGUUCGCCGGUUCUAAAUACCAAGACCCAUACGAUAAAAAUUUGAUUAUAUGUCAGGUUAAGGAAAGAAAUUCUGAUAAGAGAUCAUUGGUUUCUUCCACUGAUUAUUUCAAGAAUGACAAAAAAAUACUAUAUGACAAUAUAGUUGGGUUCAUGACAUCUGGUGAUUAUAGUAUUGUAGCCGUUACCCAUGGUGAUAGAGAACUAAGAGCCUACGUUACUCAAGACGGUGAUGAGUUUGCAGAAGCCAAAUUACCAAGAGAUCUAGCUGAAUUAAGGCAGCAAACGUUUACGGUCCUCGGAUCUGAAACAGGCGCUAUUUUCUUGCACAUGACCACCAAUAACGAAAUGUCUCAAGCUAAUGGAGACCUACUAAAAUCUAAUUCAAAUGGUACCUCUUUUGUAACUUUGCAAAAAGGCGUGAACAGAGAUUUGUAUGGGCGUGUUGAUUUUGAAAAGAUUCAAGGGCUUGAAGGAAUCAUUCUGAUUAAUUCUGUUGAUAAUGCUGAGAAUUUAGUAGAUACCAAACAAGAAAAAAAACUUAAGACGAAAAUCACCUUCAAUGAUGGGGCAGAUUGGACCUACUUAACUCCCCCAUCGAGAGACUGGCAAGGAAAUAAAUAUAAAUGUAAUUCCAAGUCGCUGGAAAAAUGUUCCUUGAAUUUGCAUGGAUACACUGAAAGAACUGAUAUUAGAGACACCUAUUCCUCUGGUUCAGCAUUGGGUAUGAUGUUUGCUGUUGGGAAUGUAGGUGAAUAUCUACUACCUGCUGAUGAGUGUUCCACAUUUUUAACUAUCGAUGGUGGCAAUACCUGGAAAGAAGUAAAGAAAGGUUCAUUCCAAUGGGAGUAUGGUGAUCACGGUAGUAUUUUAGUUUUGGUUCCAGAAAAACAGGUGACAGACACAUUAUCAUAUUCUCUGGAUUCAGGCAAAACUUGGAAUGACUUUAAAUUUACAGAGGAGAAAAUUUUGGUGAAAGAUAUUAUUACAGUUCCCCAGGAUUCGGCCAUGAGAUUCUUAUUGAUCGGAGAAGCUACAAAUAUUGCUGGUAAGUUAUCACGCACUUUUACGAUUGACUUCUCUAAUAUGUUCAAAAGGCAAUGCCUUCUCGAUAUUGACGAUGAGUUUCAUGAUGAUUUUGAGUAUAGCCCACUUUCCCCUGACACAGAAUGCCUAUUUGGACACAAGGAAGAAUAUUUGAAAAAGAUACACGAUGACUGUUACAUUGGACAUGUCCCACUAUAUCAAUUUUCUAGGAUUACCAGAAAUUGUACCUGUCAAAGGAGCGAUUUUGAGUGUGAUUAUAAUUACUACAAGGCUAACGAUGGCACCUGUAGAUUGGUGGAGGGUUUAACUCCCUUACCAGCUUCAGAUGUCUGUAAAAAAGAUUCGGACUUAAUUGAAUUUUCUGAACCCACUGGCUAUAGGAAAAUACCGCUUUCCACUUGUCAGGGAGGCUUGAAACUGGACGCUAAUACCGACACGAAGCCAUGCCCUGGUAAAGAAGCUGAAUUCAACAAAAAGUACGGGAUUAGUGGAAGAUCCUUCCUUUUGAUCUUUUUUAUUCCUUUCUUACUAUUCAUCUUUAUCCUCUGGUUCAUUUAUGAUCGCGGUAUAAGAAGAAACGGUGGAUUUUCAAGAUUUGGUGAAAUUAGAUUAGAUGAUGACCAAUUGAUUGAAAAUAAUAACACGGAUAAAGUGAUUAAUUCAAUUGUAAAGGGUGGACUUGUCGCGGUAUCUGCUGUCUAUUCUGGUUACCAAUUGUUUAAACGUUCAACUAGAGGGCUUCUGCAAAAAUUUGGCGGUAGAUGGUCUCAAAGGCGUGGCCCUAGUUACUCAUCUUUAAUGCAUGAUCAAUUUUUGGAUGAAGCGGAUGAUCUGUUAGCUGGGCAUGACGAAGAUGCUGACAAUUUAUCAAGCUUCAUGGAUCAAGAAAGUAAUUUUGAUAUAGAAGAAGAUUCACAAGCUGAGUCUGGUACAAACAUAGAGCAUAGCCCAUAUACUGAUGAGGUGCAUAACUCAGCUCAGGAUGAUGAAAAUGAUGAGACGCAUAACUCAGAUCAGAAUGCUGAAGAUGAAGAGAUUCUUCAACAAGUUGAUCAAGAUGACAUUACAGAGAUGUGA
This is a messenger RNA of Kazachstania africana CBS 2517, 4947 nucleotides long. RefSeq names its product type I sorting receptor (gene PEP1). Gene Ontology annotation, molecular function: protein binding. Gene Ontology annotation, cellular component: Golgi apparatus; membrane. NCBI's taxonomy places the organism in Eukaryota, Fungi, Ascomycota, Saccharomycetes, Saccharomycetales, Saccharomycetaceae. Gene Ontology annotation, biological process: Golgi to vacuole transport; Golgi to endosome transport; protein targeting to vacuole. The record is from RefSeq and is a predicted model, not a curated record. The transcript has a single exon. Bases 1 to 4947 code for a protein of 1648 amino acids.